GAGGUCCUGCAAGAGCCCGGGCUGACCGACCAGAAAGCUUUUCCAGAGGCAAGAAAGGCCAGGAGUGGCGGAUCUAAGGGACACUGCAGAAAUGAUGACUAAAGUGAAGAGAGAGCUGUUGUGUGUCCUGCUGCUCUGUGGAGCAGUCUUCACGCUGCCCAGGCAGGAAAUCUACAUGCGGUUCAGAAGAGGAGCCAGGUCAUACAGAGUGACCUGCAGAGAUGAAAAAACCCAGAUGAUAUACCGGCAACAUGAGUCGUGGCUGCGCCCCAUGAUCAGAAGCAACCGAGUAGAAUACUGCUGGUGCAACAGUGGCCGGCCGCAGUGCCACUCUGUGCCCAUCAAAAGUUGCAGUGAACCACGAUGCUUCAAUGGGGGGACAUGUUGGCAGGCUCUGUAUUUCUCAGAUUUUGUCUGUCAGUGCCCUGAAGGAUUCAGUGGGAAACUCUGUGAAAUAGAUACCAGUGCUACCUGCUACAAGGACCAAGGUGUCACCUACAGAGGCACGUGGAGCACAGCCGAAAGUGGGGCUGACUGUAUCAACUGGAACAGCAGCAUUCUGGCCCGGAAGCCCUACAAUGGGCAGAGGCCAGGUGCCGUCAAGCUGGGUCUUGGGAAUCACAAUUACUGCAGAAACCCAGACAAAGACUCAAAACCUUGGUGCUACGUCUUCAAGGCAGGGAAGUACAUCUCCGAGUUCUGCAGCACGCCCGUCUGCUCCAAGGAAAAAAAUGGGGACUGCUACACUGGAAAAGGGUUAGCAUACCGUGGUACCCACAGCCUCACCACAUCUGGUGCCUCCUGCCUCCUGUGGAAUUCCAUGAUCCUAAUAGGCAAAAUUAACACAGCAUGGAAGAGCAACGCCCAGACACUGGGCCUGGGCAAACACAAUUACUGCCGGAAUCCAGAUGGGGAUACCAAACCUUGGUGCCAUGUGCUGAAGGACCGCAAGCUGACGUGGGAAUACUGUGACAUUCCCCAGUGCUCCACCUGUGGCCUGAGACAGUACACGCGGCCUCAGUUUCGCAUUAAAGGAGGGCUCUUCACGGACAUCACCUCUCAUCCGUGGCAGGCCGCCAUCUUCAUCCAGAACAGGAGGUCGCCAGGAGAGAGGUUCCUGUGUGGGGGGAUACUGAUCAGCUCCUGCUGGGUGCUGUCCGCUGCCCACUGCUUCCAGGAGAGGUUUGCUCUCCACCACCUUAAGGUGGUCUUGGGCAGAACAUACCGGUUGGAGCCUGGAAAGGAAGAGCAGAAAUUUGAAGUAGAAAAACUCAUUGUCCAUGAGGAAUUCGAUGGCGACACUUACAACAAUGACAUUGCACUGCUGCAGCUGAAAUCAGAUUCGCUGCAGUGUGCCCAGGAGAGUGACUCUGUCCGCACUGUCUGUCUGCCCGAAGCCGGCCUGCAGCUGCCCGACUGGACGGAGUGUGAGCUGUCUGGCUACGGCAAGCACGAGGCGUCUUCUCCUUUCUAUUCUGAGCGGCUGAAGGAGGCGCAUGUCAGGCUGUACCCCUCCAGCCGCUGCACGUCCCAGUAUUUGUCUAACAAAACCAUCACGAACAACAUGCUGUGUGCUGGAGACACGCGGAGCGGAGGGGACCAAGCAAACCUGCAUGACGCCUGCCAGGGUGACUCAGGAGGCCCCUUGGUGUGUAUGAAGGACAACCGCAUGACUUUGGUUGGCAUCAUCAGCUGGGGUCUUGGCUGUGGGCAGAAAGAUGUUCCAGGUGUAUACACCAAGGUUACUAAUUACCUGGGUUGGAUUAAAGACAAGGCGCGCCCAUGACCAAGAACAUCCAGUUCCCUGAAACCAUGGUGGACCUUGCCUUUUCCAUUUCAGAAGACACACCAGGGAGGAGUGUUUCUUUACACAGAUUUCUCCUGGACCUAUCACACAGUACCAUUGGGGGGAGAACCUGCAGGAGAGGGGAAAGGAUAUAUUUUCACAGGUACUUCCCACUCUGGAAAUUUUCAGGGGUUAAGGUCUGAUUUCAGAAGGUAUUUUGUCAGACGGAAAGACAGAUAAAUGCCAGCCCCUCCCAGGAUACCACCAUCUAGGGCAGAUAAGAGGUAGAACAAAAGCCCAACUUCCUAAUCUGUCAACGUGAGCAGCUUUGGAAAUGGGACUACAAAGAUAAAAGCAUGUCUCUGUAGUAAAAAAAUAACUAGCUCCUUCAGGAAAGAAGUAUUGCAUUAGAAAUAGAAUGUCUAUUUAUAGUCACAAGGAAGCCCAACAGGGAAGUGGACCUCCUAAUAAGAAAUGGGCUAGCUGGCCAGGUCAUGUUCCUCAGACCAUCCUUUAAGUCAAGUGUUUGGCUCUCCCCUUUCUCCACUGGACAGCUCUUGGAGGGAAUUCCUUUUGUAUACAGUGUAAAUCUUUUUUCUUUAUAAACUUUGUAACAGAAGAAUUGUACCAUUUUAAUAACUGAUAAUCUAGACUUUAGCAUAUUUAUGUCAAGUCAUUGUAGUGUUUACUUCCUGUUGCCACAAUUCUGUAUUAUACUGUACUGAAAUAAUAAAUUCAGAUUUAUUUUUCACAUA
Messenger RNA from Miniopterus natalensis, 2541 nucleotides. RefSeq names its product plasminogen activator, tissue type (gene PLAT). Gene Ontology annotation, cellular component: extracellular region. Gene Ontology annotation, biological process: platelet-derived growth factor receptor signaling pathway; plasminogen activation; smooth muscle cell migration. NCBI's taxonomy places the organism in Eukaryota, Metazoa, Chordata, Mammalia, Chiroptera, Miniopteridae. The record is from RefSeq and is a predicted model, not a curated record. Gene Ontology annotation, molecular function: serine-type endopeptidase activity.